AUGGCACUGCCCCCGCCACUUCCGUCACGAACGCAGAAGUCCCUCCCCGACGCCGGAAGUUCCGCGGCCCUGCUUCCGCGCAGUCCUCCUCCACCCCGCCGCAGAGGCGAGGACCUGCUUCCGGCCCCGGGUGGGCGCCGGCUCGGCUCGCCGUGCGCCCCCGAGCGCUGCCCCGGGAGCUUCGUUCCCCCGGAAGCCGGCGCCGGAAGCUCGGACCGCGGCCGCGCCAGGAGACCGCUGGUCCGGGCGCUAGGCUCGUGGGGGGCCAUGAACGGAACCGCGAACCCGUUGCUGGACCGCGAGGAACACUGCCUGCGGCUCGGGGAGAGCUUCGAGAAGCGACCGCGGGCCUCUUUCCACACCAUUCGCUAUGACUUUAAGCCAGCAUCUAUAGACACUUCCUGUGAAGGAGAGCUUCAGGUUGGCAAAGGAGAUGAAGUCACAAUUACCCUGCCACAUAUCCCUGGAUCCACACCACCAAUGACUGUGUUCAAGGGGAACAAACGGCCUUAUCAGAAAGACUGUGUGCUUAUUAUUAAUCAUGACACUGGUGAAUAUGUGCUGGAAAAACUCAGUAGCAGCAUUCAGGUCAAGAAAACAAGAGCUGAGGGGAGCAGUAAAAUCCAAGCCCGAAUGGAACAGCAGCCCACUCGUCCCCCACAGCCAUCUCAGCCGCCACCACCUCCACCACCUCUGCCAUUCAGAGCUCCGACAAAGCCUCCAGUUGGACCCAAAACUUCUCCUCUGAAAGAUAACCCUUCACCUGAACCUCAGCUGGAUGACAUCAAAAGAGAGCUGAGGGCUGAAGUUGACAUUAUUGAGCAGAUGAGCAGCAGCAGUGGGAGCAGUUCCUCAGACUCUGAGAGCUCUUCGGGAAGCGAUGAUGACAGCUCCAGCAGCGAGGGUGAGGACAACGGUCCGGCGUCUCCUCCACAGCCUGCACACCAGCAGCCCUACAACAGCAGGCCGGCCGUUGCCAAUGGAACCAGCCGACCACAAGGAAGCAACCAGCUCAUGAACACCCUCAGAAAUGACUUGCAGUUGAGUGAGUCUGGCAGUGACAGUGAUGACUAGAGCCAGAUCUUUCGAAAUCAGCGUCUCGGUGCACAGAUCUGCUGCCGGACCGGGCUGCGCUCACAUGGAGCCCAUUGCCGAGAGGGACAUGCUGUGGAUCAGUGAUUGUAGCAGGAGUUCGAGGCUCUGGAGGUCUCAGAUACUCAAGUCUUUAACUUAGUGGUGAUGGGUGAUUUUCUCAUGUAAUUUUUGAACAAUCUCAUGUUGCAAAGUAGAUCUAUAGAAGAACUAACAAUUCUAUUGCUAUUUGGUUAACACUGUUAAUGAAAAAAGGACAAAUGUACCCUGGUCUAGGUUACUCAAAGGCCAUCAUCUUAACCAGGCCAGUGAUUCGCUUUUAAACCUCAGCAGCCACCAGUUUGGCCAGGUGGUCUGCACCAGUGAAAUGAAACCUGGUCUUUGAGGGGUAGGGGAGAGAGGGAGACCUCAAACUGCAGCAUUGAAGUAUUUUACAACCACUUUAAACUGUUGAGACAAAGUGGUGAGGAAGUUUUGUCUGACCCAGCUUGACGAGCCUGUGUAGAGAUGGACUGGAGGAGGGAGUCCUAGAGCGGCUGCUGGGCAGGACCCCGGAGCUCCGCGAGUUCAGCCCCCUCACUUACAAGUGAGGAAAGAGAAGCACACAGCUGGUUCGUGGCCCGUCUCCUGCCCCUGCCCCAGCUUUUCCUGCUGCUCCCGCCCUUGAAUCUCAUUAACUGGAACCGGAGAUUCUUGUUCAUGGGACUUCUAGUUGUACGUCAGAGAUUUUAUUGGAUUCCCAAAGAUGAAGUGUUGGGUGCUUCUGGCUCAAAUUUUGAUCCAAAAAGUCCCUAGAUACACGAGGCUGGCUGAGCAGAUUAAACCAGCAGCCACUGUGCUGACACAUGAGAUUCAAUUAAAUUGGGGCUUUUAGUUCCACGUAGGUCCAUACUGAGUGUUUCCCGUUCAGUGAAUUUUAGUAAGGGGAGGUAGGAGUGGGAGAGAGGUGUAGUGAAGGAACCUUUCUGAGCAAAAGAA
Molecule: messenger RNA, 2070 nt
Organism: Panthera uncia (snow leopard)
Lineage: Eukaryota; Metazoa; Chordata; Mammalia; Carnivora; Felidae
Gene: EAF1
Product: ELL associated factor 1
Exons: 6
Coding region: 1-1074 (357 amino acids)
Biological process (GO): positive regulation of DNA-templated transcription; regulation of transcription elongation by RNA polymerase II
Cellular component (GO): super elongation complex
Molecular function (GO): transcription elongation factor activity
Source: RefSeq, a predicted model, not a curated record